CAGCUAUCGUUAGAGGAGCGGUAGCAUACGGAUUAAACAUGGGUAUUGUAGAAAGUAGAGUCUUAAAAUGGACGUAUGGAGUGGAGAUAAAAUCAGAUUAUGAUAUUCGGAAUGAUCCAUCUAGUCUUCGAGUGGCAGUAUUUCAUGUAUAUAUUACAAAAUCCCUUCGACCGAAAUAUAUUGGAGAGGAUGGUAUGAAAUUACUUGGUACCCUAAGAAUCGAAUUAUCCAAUGCACCAACACUAGGACGCGAGCGUCCAGUCGAAUUCGCAUUAACCUUUGGUACAAUGGAAAUUAAAGCAACUGCUAAAAAUAAGUUAACGCAAGAAGUUUAUAACACCACUUUCGAAUUAGAUGUUCAGAGAAGUUGA
Scutellospora calospora is the source of this 371-nucleotide messenger RNA. The record is from the annotation of a GenBank genome assembly. Lineage: Eukaryota; Fungi; Glomeromycota; Glomeromycetes; Diversisporales; Gigasporaceae.